Messenger RNA from Marchantia polymorpha subsp. ruderalis, 5225 nucleotides. The record is from the annotation of a GenBank genome assembly. NCBI's taxonomy places the organism in Eukaryota, Viridiplantae, Streptophyta, Marchantiopsida, Marchantiales, Marchantiaceae.
UUUUGCGAUAUCGUUCGUACGGCGACAGGGACUUGCUGCAUCUCGCAAGUCUCCUGCCCUUAAUAAAAAUGUAUGCACACUUUCCUGCUUUUCUAUUGCCUUCUGAGGGAACUAUAUAUUAGUAAACUAUCUGACAGGAGUCCUGCCUUUUCUCUUUUCUGCUAAUCUGAUAGUGACCGUCUCCCAAAUAGCGUAUAAACUCAAACAAUCUUAAACCUGCGCGUUCCUUGCUACUUGCAUCCACUGGGAAUUUCGUCAAUUCUCGUAAGAAUAAUGAAUAAAAAUUUUCCAUCACAUUUUGGCUACGGUGGUUGAAGCUGAGGGAGACGGGUUUGCAAUCGGUUGUCCUUCUACCGUUGUGCCUAAACUCCCGUGGGUACGUGAAACCGGAUUACUGUCGGAAGAACAAAGCUAUCCGAAUUCACGAACAGCUGAAACCAGGACGACAGUAGGACUCGUAGGUGGACAACAAGAAUUCAAUUCGGAGUUUCCAGGGCUACAGAUUUUAGAGUGUGGGGUUGUGAAUACCGCGCUCCGACCGAGUUUGUGAUAAUCUGGCGAAGAGUUUUCGGGAUAGAAGAGGAAAUUGAGAUGUCAGUUAGGGAUUCGGGAGGUUUUGCGUUGGGAUUUAAAGACAGGAAGUGCGACACAUCGUUAGAGCUCGCCGAUAAGAUGGCGACUGUGGCGGCAAUCCCUCACCAUGCGUUUUGAAGUCGAAGUACUGAGCAUGAAUUUUGCACGGAUCUUCCAUGUACAGUGGUGCCCAUUGCAUCUCAUUUAGUUCCUGGGUUUCCCUGCCCCUUUUUGCAGUGGACUGCGAUUUUUUAGUCUCCUGUGUUUUCGUUAAUUCAGAGCAUUUUCAGAAUAUUCAUUUGUCCGCUUAGCGCUCACCCACUGCUGCUGCCUCUUCGAAGUUUGGGAAAUCGUCUCAUCUUUUGGUUUUGUGACAACUAUUAAACAAUGAUUUCAAUAGUUGUCACUUGAAAGUACACGUUGCGUUUGGCGUCGAGGAGAAGAAAUUUGCUGGGUUUAGGGACUUGCCAUUUUUUCCAAUGAGAAGCAAUUCCCAAUCCGGGUCCGCCUUACUACACGGAGCAAGUCUGACGGGGUUUUGUGGAAGCUCUCAGUCUUCAAUUUGAGUCGACAAGGAAGCAGGGAGCCGGAGAUGGUGCGAGACGCAAAUUGUUUUUUGAAAAACAUAGUUCAAGCAGGAAUUUGUCGAAACUGUAUUUUGGUGGCAUAGCGGGGUGGUGUUUGAAGCUGAGCCAUGGACGAUGGUGAAGAAGGACAGUAUGUACACUAUGGCCAGGCGUUGGAGCGAGAAGAAGAUUUGAGUAGGAAGAAGGCGAAGUUAGCGGUAGAUCAGGGUCAGGCUCGCCGAUUACCGCCUUGGAAACAAGAGGUGACAGAUGCUGAAGGUCGAAGAAGGUUUCAUGGUGCGUUUACCGGAGGCUAUUCUGCAGGCUAUUACAACACCGUUGGGUCCAAAGAAGGCUGGGCUCCCAAGACGUUCACUUCAUCGAGGAAUCAACGAGCGCAGAGGACACAGCAGUCGAUCGAUGAUUUCUUGGAUGAAGAUGAACUGGAGGAGACAAAAGCGAAAGGCCUAGGCACUUCUGCCGAGUAUGAUACGUUUGGAUUUACUGCCGCUGAAGUAGCCCGUCGGAAUGCCGAGAAAGAGGUCGGGAGAAGACCGUCAGCUAUUCCAGGACCAGUCCCCGAUGAAAUUGUUAUACCCGCAACUCAGUCAAUAGGUGUAAAGUUGCUGAUGAAGAUGGGAUGGCGCCGGGGUCGAGUUGUCGGGCCGCGACAUUUUACUGCGGUAUCAGCUGCCCGGAGGGAAGGGCGGAAGGCUACAAUUGCACUCGCGUCAAGUAGCAAAUCGGAUCAACAGUCGAAGAAAGUGUACGGUGCCCAACUGCCCCCCAGUUUUGAGGCCUCCGGCGACCUGAUUGCCGAAGGACAGGACGAGGAUGAAGAAGACAUGGAUUUAUCCGAGAAGAUUCCGGACUUUGUUUUUCAUCCUAAGGCGGAUGUUUAUGGGUUGGGAUUCGAUCCCCUAAAGAAUGCGCCGGAGUUCAAAGAAUUGAAGCUGACGCGAAAGAAUAAAGACGACAGAAUCUGGAUGCCUGGGCGUGUGAAGGAUUCGGGGGAUGCAUUCAGUAGAGCCAGGAAUAUGGGCUCUCAAUUUGGUGUCAGUGCGAUGGACCUUUUUCGUGACGACGAUGAAGAAAUAUAUGAUACUGUUUUAGACGUGGAGGAGAAGGAUGCUGACGUUAUCGAAGCUACCAAACCACAACUUCGGUUGAUAAGCAACAAUGACUGCAUUCCAGGUUUUCAACCCGCGUCUUCUGCAUCUAUACAAUUGAAACCAGCUAGGAUCCCCCAACCAGUGGUCCCCAUGAACUUUGAUACGAAGGCCACAUUUGCAACUUCUUUGGAUGUUGAACGGAGACUCUCGAGACCAGAGCCCCCUGAAGCUCCUCCUCCUGCGGACACCGUAACGAGAAAGCUUAUUGACGGCCUUGCCACAUUUGUUGCAAGAAUUGGGCCACGGUUUGAGGCUCUUUCAAGAGAAAAACAUUUUGGGAAUCCCCAGUUUUCUUUCUUGGAUACAGGUCCUGAUCAUGAGUAUUACAGUAGAAAGUUAUGGGAGGAGCAGAGAGUCAUUUCAGAAAAGGGAAAUGAGCCCAUCGAACCAAAACGCGGAGGUCAUAAUGAGAAGUUAGGUGCCGACCAAAGAGCUUUGAUUCUUGGUGAAACACCCUUGCCCAAAGAAGAGAAGGCUCGGUUGCCGGAAGCCUUGGCGGGGAGUUUCACGAGCCCUGCCACAAAGGCAGUGGAUUCGAAUAAGAUGAAGCUGUUUUUUAAAGAAGAUCUUCAGAAGCAAGCGCGUUUUGAGAAAUAUCUUGCCGAAAAGUUGGUAGGGGGUAUAAAGCGCAGAUCCGGAGAAGGAAUCAACAUGUCCAAAGCACAACAUGAGCAAGAGAUAUAUGAAUUCGAUAAGGCUCUGCAAAGCCUGGAAGCUGCGGGAGCAACCCAGUCUUCGAGUUUGAUACCAAAGGAAGUCACUGAAUUGACGGCGAUGAUGAAUAGUAGGUUUACAUCAGGAACCGUCGAAACUAUGCUUUUGGUUCCAGACAGUGAAUCAGAGAUCUCUAACAGAAUCAUAGGUCUGCCGGUGGAUGAAUGUCCUCGGAGAGAAGAGAAUUCAUGGCGGCCGGCAUCAAUGCUUUGCAAACGGUUCAAUCUGGCUGAUCCCUUCGCUGGAAAGCCCGCUCCUGUCACAAAGCCAAGAAGCCAAACGGACUUUUUUGUCACAAGCCUAAUUUCUUCUGAAGAGGGCACCAAGCCUGACGGCUCGUCGGCAGUAAGUUUGGCCUCUUCUUAUUCUGCAUCUGGCGCUGACGCUAUCUCAAAAGGUCAUGUGGAGGAUAUGGAACCAGUGAAGAUGAUAACGGAGAGGCCCGUCGACCUUUACAAGGCCAUUUUUUCUGAUGACGACGACGACGAAGAUGAUGAAAACGAAACUGCAACGGAGUUGCCCACCCCGCUGAUAGAUGGCCGCGACUUGGGGGAUGAAAAGGUGAUUGCUAAGCAAUCUGAAGCUGCGCAAGCUGCGCUAAACCGCCUGGCUGCUGGAGACUUUCUAGAAUCAUUGGGAAAAGAACUAGGACUGCGGGUUCCAGUGGAGAAACCGAGAGUUGAACUUCCCAUGAAGCAAGGGUCAAAUCGGCAUGGCAGCAAUCACGGUUCUGGAGUUGCCGGCAAGUCAGAAGCCAGAGUGCCCAGUGUACCUCAUACAGGGACGUCCUGGUCAGGUGCCCCGUUGAAGAACUACAUGAAUGCCACCGACAUAGAGAUAGUAGAAAAAGUAGAUCAACGGGACAAAGUUUCGAGGUGGGCACCAAUAGGUGAUGACUCCGGAAGGGUACAUCUAAGACUGAAUGAACUUACAAGCACGGACAAAGGUCCUCCAGAUUCGACUGCUUCAAUGCGCGUCAAUAAGAACGUGGAAGCCGAGCCUGUUUCUCACAAGCGGACGAAGGCAUCGAGCAGGAGCAGCGGUAGCACAAGUGAUAGUGACAGUGAGUUUGAAGACGAGAAGUCAAAAAGAGAUUCCAAACGGUCAAGAACACAUGAUAGCCAUUCAGAUGGUGAUUCUGAUAGAAAAAAGUCGAAGAGACGUUCAAGGAAGUCAAGAACAGACAGUGAUCGGGGUAGUGAUUCCGACAAGAGGAGAUCAAGAAGGCAUUCCAAGAAGUCAAGACGGAAGACGGAGGAGAAGGAACCGAAGAGGCACCACAAAUCUCGACAUGAGAAGCACGGGAGGAAAGAGGACGAAAAAGAUGCAAGUAAGAAGAGGCGUCGUCACAAAGACAAGCAGAAAACGUCCCCAGAAUAUUGACCUUACGUUCGAAGCGUCAUAUAAGCACAAUUCAGUCACCCUUCUUUGCAUGGUUAUUAUAGGAGGAUAGCUCCUUCCAUUGUAACCUGUCAAGAACCCUUCUAAGCGAUGCAGGCGUCUACUUCUACGUUUUCUUCGCGUCGCACCGCAUCGGACACACCACCUUUGACGGACGUAAGAGGAGCGUUUGAAAUUCCCGUUUAAAUCAACUGAACAUCUGCGGUCUGGCUGAACUCCAACUGUAAUGUACAGAGUGAAGAAAAUUGGAGGUCGUUCCAAGAAACCGAGGUGAAUCCUCGUGUGAAGAAACUGCUAAGCUGGUCAUGUCUAAGGAUGAGGAGGUUACAUCAUUUCUUAUCUAGGGGACAUGUUUCUCAUUUUCCAAUUCACUUAAUGAAGUCUGCGCUUGCAUGGCGCAGACUAAUUUUGGCCUCCGAUCAUCGUCUCAGAGUUCUGACAUAUGUCCACUUACAUGUGAGUACAAGGCAGAUGGACAUGGCAUGAUGGAAUCUUUGAGGACAUACGAUGGAUCUACGAGAUCGGAAUACUCAUACAAAGAAGAAUUGAAGCUGAUGCUGAAUCACCUUCAGAACAAACAAAUGAAUCUGUUAAAUUUUCUGACGCAAGAGAUGUCUUAAAAAAUAAAAAUUCCAACCUGGGAAGGGAAAAUCUUGAGAGUCGAGUCAGCUUGCAAACGCUGUGAAGUCACAUCAAAUCGCCGAAGUCAAUUUGUGUGGAUCUCGAGGAACUCACGUCGAAUGUUUGUUAACGCCAGCUGACUGCUUUGAGUCUAUGAAGCAUUACGUUUUCCACAACA